CCUCUGUUCGCCUGCUGACUCCGCUCAGUGAAGACGCCCUUAGCAACAAAACAAAGCUGCGUCGAAUAAGAUACUCGUACGGCAGAGAAGGGGGAUUAAACCGCUGCCGCCUUAUCGCCCCGACUACAGGCGAAGCUCUUCCCCUGCGAGAGAGGCACGCUCCGGGUCGCUCCUGCGGUUAACAUGGGGCACCACUGCAGCUAGCGAGCUAGCCUAUUUCGGCUAGCCUUCCCCCCCGAAGACCAGCGGAGCAGCCCCGAGCUGUCCGGAAGGAGGACACGAGCCCGUGCGGGGGUUUCGCCGAGUGCUAGCGUCGCCGUGUGCAGCUGCAACAAAGUCAGCUAACCGGGAAUAAGCACGGGGAUGGUGCACCGGAUCGAGUCACUGCACCGACAGAGAGAGGCGAGGGGCACACGGGUCAGAGCGCCGAGGCGUAACAUUUGGACUCAGACUAUUUUUAUCGGAGGGAGCGGCUCUCCGGCGGACGGCUGUGCGAGCUAGCUGGCUAGCUAGCUAGGCUGCGGGAGACGACCCCCACUGCUUGCUCGGGGGUUUCUUUUCUUCCCACCAAACGGCAGCCGGGGCUAAUGCCACAGUGAGAGUAGCACGCCGAAUACACACCUGCCAUCAAUACGCCGAGGACACGUUAUAGAAAGAAGGAGCCAGGUCCGUCGGCGCAGGGCUCCUCGCGGCACACGGAUGCGCGCUGCUAGCUCAGUUUGCUACGUGGCUCUAGUUUGAAACUUCGCUUUUUUUCCACUUUUUAUUCGGGAUUUUCUCUCCCCCCCCCCACUUCGGAUGCUGGCAUCACGUGUCAAUUGCAAUCAUGAUGAUAAUAAGCAGAAAACCAGAGGGGCCAAUAGCAACAGCACGCCACGGUGACGGCCUGUAUGACUCGUACAUGAGGACUGACCACAUCCUUAAAGACGAAGCCGAUACAAACAGUCCGUCUGGGCUGCCCCCAAUGCCCAAACACGCAGUUGUCGGUAAUAAGACUGUCAUGAGGGAUCAGGCAACUGUGCGCGGCGGCCAGCUGAAGGUCAAGUACCUGUACGAAGACUCCACCAACAACCGAAAGAUAAAUGCUAUAUCCACGGCAACCAUUGGGAAUAGUGGGACCACCGGUCAGACGCCCAGUAAACCUGCCCCAGUCCCCAGCCUGUCCAAGGAGCACAGUGUUGACAGCACUGAAUCCAGUAAGGCCUCCUCUGAAUCCUCCGGCACACACGGAGUUGGGAAUGGAGGGAACAGUGGGAAGCUGUGUGGCCCCCUCACUCCUGACCAGGCUCUGAGACUGUACCGGUCUCAGCUGACCACCCUGGAGCAGACUGAGAUCCACUCCUACCCGGACAUCUACUUUGUGGGACCCAAUGCCAAGAAGAGGCCUGCCGUUGCCGGAGGCAACAACAACUGUGGCUAUGAUGAUGAGCAGGGCGGUUACAUUCACGUCCCCCAUGACCACCUGGCUUACCGCUACGAGUUCCUCAAGAUUAUUGGUAAAGGAAGCUUUGGACAAGUGGCCAAGGUAUACGACCACAAACUGCAGCAGCACCUGGCUCUGAAAAUGGUGCGCAACGAGAAGCGCUUCCACCGGCAGGCGCAGGAGGAGAUCCGCAUCCUGGAGCACUUGCGCAAGCAGGAUCGAAACGGCACCAUGAAUGUGGUGCACAUGCUCGAAAACUUCACGUUCCGCAAUCACAUCUGUAUGACCUUUGAGCUGCUGAGCAUGAACCUAUAUGAGCUUAUCAAGCGCAACAAGUUCCAGGGCUUCAGCUUGCCGCUGGUCAGGAAGUUUGCCCACUCCAUCCUGCAGUGCCUGGAGGCCCUGAACAGACACAGAAUCAUCCACUGUGACCUCAAGCCAGAGAACAUCCUGCUCAAACAGCAGGGACGUAGCGGCAUCAAGGUGAUUGACUUUGGCUCCAGCUGUUUCGAACACCAGCGAGUAUACACCUACAUCCAGUCUCGUUUCUAUCGGGCUCCAGAGGUGAUUCUGGGUUCACGUUAUGGCCUUGCUAUUGACAUGUGGAGCUUCGGCUGCAUACUGGCAGAGCUGCUCACCGGCUACCCACUGUUCCCCGGCGAGGACGAGGGUGACCAGCUGGCCUGCGUCAUGGAGCUGCUAGGCAUGCCUCCGCAGAAGGUUCUGGAGCAGGCCAAAAGGGCAAAGAACUUCAUCAACUCCAAGGGCCACCCUCGCUACUGCGGUGCAAACACCCUGCCCACGGGGGCCACUGUGCUGACGGGGUCUCGCUCCCGCCGUGGGAAGAUGAGAGGCCCGCCCGGUAGCAAGGAGUGGAGUGCCGCCCUCAAGGGCUGCGAGGACCCCACCUUUACUGACUUCAUAAAGAAGUGUUUGGACUGGGACCCCUCAUCUCGUCUCACCCCUAGCCAGGCCCUCAGACACCCCUGGCUGUAUCGCAGGCUGCCCAAGCCCCUACCUGGGACGGAGAAGAGCCAAGCGGCCGCGGUAAAACGACUCCCUGAGCACCACAGCACCUCCUUCCCCUCUAUCCUGGCCAAAGGGGCCCCUGGCUUAGGCACCACAGCUGCCAACAACAAACUGAGGAGCAAUAUGAUGGGAGACUCGGGGGAGGCCAUACCUCUUCGCACGGUCCUACCAAAACUUGUCUCUUAGAGAGAGAGAGAGAGAGAGAGAGAGUCUUCUAAUCUCCUCUCUCUAUCCUCUUCCUCCUCCUCUGCACUCCUCAGGAGGGUUCAGAGUACAGGAAGAAGAGGAGCCUCGGUUUUAACUUUUGACUUGUUGGGUUGUUCUUUUAAUUUGUUUUCUACUGCGUGGUGUCGACACCCCAGUUUCCCGGUUUUUAAUAUUAGCUGAACACAUAGAGAGACAGACAAUAAAAGAAACACUCUAAAAAAAAGGUUUUUAUACAGAGGAUUUUCUUGAGCGGCUGUGGAGUGUCUAUGUCGACAGCCAACUGAUAAGGUUUGAUUUAGAUGAUGCUUUUUAAAAUCUUCCUUGUGUGAGUGGACGGCUUCUGAAAUGAGCAAAAGUUUUUAACCUGCGUGUGUUGUCACGGGAGUGUCGUGUUUUAGUAAAACACACUCGAGCACACCUGCACUGUCGCCUGCCUCACUUCCCACUGAACGCUCACGUUACGACCACCCUGUCCGGGGAAGUCGUUUAUGAGUGACACUUGAAAAGGGCUACAGAGAUUUACUCUUAUCAGGUUCGAGUCAGCAAACAAAGAUGUGAGCAGCGAACAUCGGUAAAAAAAAAAGAAUCAUGCUCAAGUGUUUUGGGCCCUAACACUGACAAAGUUAUCCCUCAUGUCUACAACCUCAAUGCCUUCACACAGGUAAUGAGGGAUUGGCAUUAUGUAGUGAACAAUUAGAAAAACAUUUUUUUUAGCAAUAAUUCUAAAACUUCCUCGUAAUUUACUUAUUGUGCUCUUUUUCUACCCUUCCUGAUCCCCGGUGCUUGAAUGUCAGCUCAGUGUGUACGUGUGUACGUGUCUGCGCUUUAGCCUCAUGGUGCUACUGUGGGAGGUAUUGAGAGGGCAUAGGACAACCUAUUUACAGCCCCCUACUCCUCCUGCCAACUCCACCUUUGAGUGGAAAGAAGGGGCUGGGGAUGGACAGAAGCUCCACUCGAACUCUGUCAUAGAGGUGUCACCGUCACACUCGGUACUUCGCAAGCAGGUUUUUUGUGUGAGACUGCUGUAUGAGGUAGAGAGACGGAGGGCUGAAAGUCGCAGCACACACACACACACACACACACACACACACACACACACACACACGUCUGUGGGGGAAUUGCCAGGAAGGUUGUCUUUGGAAAGUUAAUUUUGUAUGCUCGUCACCUGUCCAUGCUCCUGAUUGGUUGCUGUGAUUGCUGGCAGUGCAUUAGUCCUAAUAGGAGAGCGGGGCAAGGCGAGAAGGGUCAUGGGGUAAUAUGAAGGGCAGUAUUUUUUAAUAUGAGCCAAGAUCUUCUUUUUUUUCUUCUUCUUUUUCUUGGGGAGGUGAAGAUGAGUUGGCAGGAAGGGCCAGUGAUGAAUUAGGGUUUUUAUGGUACUGCAGUAAGAAGUGUUUCUCAGGGAGACAUACUUGAUACAUCCCUUCACCUUAGAUUAACUGUGUUCCACUUACAGUCCUCUGUCCCGACGAUGGAUGAACAUGCAUGCAGUUCUGUCUACUGAGAGCGAGAGAAUGCAUAUACGAGUUUGUCCGCGAAGGGGGUCUGCAUGCUCCACAAUCUGACCUAGAUUCUCUCUCCUCCCCCACCAUCCCUCCCUCUCUCUCUCUCUUGUUGUCUCACUGUCUCAUGUAGGGCAGGGAACCUCUUAAACCAACAUAUAUAUAGUGAAUUAUGGUGCUGUCCGAAAUGCAGACACGCACACGAAGACACACACGGUGCAUGUUGCUAUGGACCACACCGCUCGGAGUCCUUUCUCUCGUCCCUCUUUUUCUAAGCCAAACUGUCAGGGAUUUCUACUCUGUCUCCAUUCUUUUUUCUUUCUUUUUUUUUUUUUAAUAGAAGUGGUUUCUAUUGCUUUUCACUCCAGAAUAUCAGAGGAUGUAAAAUGCGAACGUGGAAAAAGAGAAACUUUGUAUACUGUCAUGUUGUACUUGUGGUGUGCGUUAGUAGGAGGGUGUUUGGUGUUCCAGCAUGAAAUCACAACCUGUUAUCAGACUGACUAUGAGAAGAGAAACUGUACAGUAACCAAAUGAAGUUGUGAUAGUUUCUUUUUCGAAAGAAAAUAAAAAUGAUUAUUAACUGAAA
Molecule: messenger RNA, 4744 nt
Organism: Scophthalmus maximus (turbot)
Lineage: Eukaryota; Metazoa; Chordata; Actinopteri; Pleuronectiformes; Scophthalmidae
Gene: dyrk3
Product: dual specificity tyrosine phosphorylation regulated kinase 3
Exons: 6
Coding region: 827-2638 (603 amino acids)
Biological process (GO): positive regulation of cell cycle G2/M phase transition; cytoplasmic stress granule disassembly; peptidyl-threonine phosphorylation
Cellular component (GO): nucleus
Molecular function (GO): ATP binding; protein serine/threonine kinase activity; protein serine/threonine/tyrosine kinase activity
Source: RefSeq, a predicted model, not a curated record